Triticum dicoccoides is the source of this 1548-nucleotide messenger RNA. RefSeq names its product disease resistance protein PIK6-NP-like. Gene Ontology annotation, biological process: defense response to other organism. The record is from RefSeq and is a predicted model, not a curated record. The coding region runs from base 1 to 1548 and encodes 515 amino acids. The transcript has 4 exons. NCBI's taxonomy places the organism in Eukaryota, Viridiplantae, Streptophyta, Magnoliopsida, Poales, Poaceae.
AUGCCGUCCCCAACAAGGAACGACACCCCACAUAGCACGGAUCCGCCGGGGACACACCAUCAGCAGCCCACCACGCUGCCACCACCAGCUGCUGCCAUCGCCGGGACUCUUGCUGAUCCUGAGGUGGUGAAGAUGGCUAAUCGAAUGGGAACUACAUACCUUGCAAAACUUGUGGCCAAAUGUGGUGGGCUUCCAAAAGUAGUGUGUGCUAUAGCCAAAGUAUCGUGGUCAUUGUUGGAGCAUAUGAAUGACGACUUUAUGGUCAAAUUGGAGAAUGACCCUCAGUUUCAUAGUUUGAGCAGUCUAUUAUCUUGGAUGCAUUCCUAUUUUAAUGCUUGUUCAGAUUUGGUAAAGCCAUGUAUCUUCUACCUUUCUGUCUUCCCUGCAAGCAGCAAAAUAAGGCAGGGCCGUUUAGUGAGGAGAUGGAUCGCUGAGGGCUACUCCAGGAACAGACCUGGUUGCACCGCAAGGGAGGAUGCUCAAAAGCGUUUUUCUGAGCUUGUUGAGUUGAGCAUAAUCCAGCAAGCAACAAGCAAGGUCAUAUGUCAAGUCAAUGGUUUCUUCCGUGAAUACAUCAUCUCGCGGCCAAUGGAGGAUAAUCUUGUUUUUGCAUUGGACGGGCGUUGCAAUCCAAACACACAACGCACAGGACAACACCUGACCAUAAUGGCAGACUGGCACAGGGACCAAAUUGCAUUUGAGAGCAUCGACUUUGCACGACUGCGAUCUUUGACAGUGUUUGGGGAAUGGUAUUCAUUCUUUAUCUCCGGCAAGAUGAGGCGGCUCCGAGUGCUGGACCUAGAAGGCAUGGUAGCUCUAACAAAUGAAGAUAUUGAGCAGAUCUUUGUGAAGUUGUUGAGCCUCAAGUUCAUCUCCCUACGGGGAUGUAGGGAAAUUAGUCGUCUGCCACAUACAUUGGGAGGUCUGAGGCAGCUACAGACUCUUGAUGUAAGAUUCACAUCCAUAGUCAAGUUGCCAUCUGCUAUCAUCAAGCUACAUAAGCUGCAAUACAUACGUGCUGGUGCCAUUGUAUUGCCAGAUGAAGAUUGGAAAUCCGCAUCAACAGAAGAUGAACUAGAAGGCCGUGAUAGCAGUGUAUCUUCAGGGCGGCCAGCAGUACCAACAUGCACUGAAAAUGGCAUUGCCAAGAGCCCAGCACAGGCAACAACAUCACAAGAAGCCCAGCACAGGCCAGUGGUGCCAAAGGUGGGGAGAUUGGCACAUACCUGGAGCUUGUGUGGGUCGAAACGAAAGAAAGAGGCCCAACAUCAUAAUGGUGGUGUUGGGGUCCCUGUAGGGAUUGAAAGCCUUACGGCCUUGCACACUGUUGGUGUGGUGAAUGUCAAUGCAUCAGGUGGGGAGGCCUUUCUGAAGCACCUCGCAAAACUAACCCAAUUGCUCAAGCUCAGAGUGUCCGGCAUCAAUAGGAAAUUUCUAGGUCGGGCACACAUUGUCCAGGAGCACCUCGAUGUUGGUGUGCUCUGUCGGCAAGUGGGUCAAGAGCUCGCUGUUGUAAGGCUUGAGCAUGGCUGUGGAAAUCUGCAGUAG